This is a messenger RNA of Choloepus didactylus (southern two-toed sloth), 1741 nucleotides long. RefSeq names its product zinc finger protein 544-like. Lineage: Eukaryota; Metazoa; Chordata; Mammalia; Pilosa; Megalonychidae. The record is from RefSeq and is a predicted model, not a curated record. Gene Ontology annotation, biological process: negative regulation of transcription by RNA polymerase II. The transcript is spliced from 2 exons. Gene Ontology annotation, molecular function: DNA-binding transcription repressor activity, RNA polymerase II-specific.
CAAAGGCUCAGCACAUCAAACCACCAGUCCCAGUGUUUGUGACAACAUCAACACCAGUCCAGUACUCCACUUAAAGAGAAAGAGUCCGCUUCCAAAGACGGCUUUGCUAGGGAAGAAUUGUCCCAUGGCUUGGAAAUGAAACGCUGUUCACGGGAAGAGGGUCCUUGGUCUGUGUCGUUAGGAGAGGUGCAGGAUUGGAGGGACUACCUAGUGAAGCGCAGCACUCUUUGGGUGAAAUGGUACUUACCUCAGAGAGACUGUCUGCUUAAGAAAAACAUUUUCAGCUUGAAGUUGGGAGACACUAUAGUCUGCAUUUAAGCCUUCUACCUCAGACAUUACCUACAAGGACACAGUUCCAUAAGCUUGACUCACAAGUUAAAAGGCUGAAAUAGAAUUCAGUUUUCAUUGAUCAUCAGAAAGUCGGCAGGUCAGAAGCCCUGUGAAAAUCCUCAAAGUACUAAAGCCUUCUGUCACAGCAUUUACUUGAAUAAACUAGCAAAAUCUGAAACAGAAAAUAAACCUUAUGAAUAUACUGUUAGUGGUGAGUCUUUCAACUAUGGUAUCUCCCUUCAUUUUCAUAAUAGAAUUUUUUUAGUGGAGAAUAGUGGUGAAUGUAAGGAAUAUGGAAACCUCUUUAACCGUAGCAGGUCUCCGAAUGAACAUGAGCCAGUACAUUUUGGAGAAAGUCAGUGUGCUUGUGAUGAGUGUGGGGAAACCUGUUCUGAGAGUUUGUGCCUUGUACAAAUGGUAGAAAGCAAUCUUGGAAAGGCAUCAUUCAGAUGUAAGGAGGGCCGUGAAAUCUUCCACAAGGCCUCAUAUUUUCCUCAUAAUGUCAUUGAGACUGGAAAGAAGCCAUAUGCAUGUAGUCAGUGUGGAAAAUCUUUCAGCUGUUGCUCUAAGCUUGUUGUACAUCGGAGAACUCAUACUGGAGAGAAACCUUAUGAAUGUAACCAAUGUGGGAAAUCCUUCACCCAGAGUUCCAAACUUAUUAGGCAUCAGUGAACUCAUACACAGGAAAAACCAUGUAAAUGUCACAAAUGUGGAAAAUCCUUCCGGUGGAACUCUAACCUUAUUGUACAUCAAAGAAUUCAUACCAGUGAGAAGCCAUAUAAGUGUGCUCAUUGUGGAAAGUCCUUCAGCCAAAGCUCUGCCUUUGUUGAACAUAAAAGAACUCACACUGGAGAGAAACCCUAUGAAUGUGACCAGUGUGGAAAAUCCUUCAUUCAAAGCACUCAGCUUACAAGGCAUCUGCAAAUUCACACUGGAGAGAAGCCAUAUAAAUGCAAUCAGUGUGAAAAAGCUUUCACUGGGAGAUCUCACCUUGUUGUGCAUCAGAGAACUCAUACUGGAGAGAAACCUUUUGAAUGUAGUCAGUGUAGAAAAGGUUUCACUGGGAGCUCUCACCUUCAUUCACAUCAGAAAAUCCAUUCUGGACAGAAACCAUAAGUGCUUGUUUGAAUGUAUUAUGUCCCCCAGAAAAAGCCAUAUUCUUUGAUGCGAUAUUGUGGGGCAGGCAUAUUAGUGGGGAUUAAGUUGGAACAUUUGGAUUAGGUUGUUUGCGUGGAAAUGCGUCCCACCCAGCUGUGGGUGAUGACUGAUGAGUUAAUAUCCAUGGAGGCAUGCUUGAUCAGUGGAGCCAUAUAAAUGAGUUGACAAACAGAAGGAACUCAGUGCAGCUGAGAGUGACAUUUUGAAGAGGAGCUACAGCCAAGAGGGACACUUUGAAGAAAGCACAGGAGCU